GUCUGUAAACAAUUGUUGGAAAAAUGACUUGUGUCAUGCACAAGGUAGAUAUCCUAACCGACUUGCCAAAUCUAUAGUUUGUUAUUAACUAGAAAUGUGUGGUGGCUGAAAAACGAGUUUUAAUGACUCCAACCUAAGUGUAUGUAAACUUCCGACUUCAGCUGUAGGCAAUUUUUUAUUUGACUGAAAUAAAUAUAGGCCUAUAAUUUUCUUACGUGAAAUGCAUGCUUAUAGUGAUGAUUAUCUUUUGUCAAUACAUUUUAAAUAUCAAAAAGACAGCCGUCUUACAUUGGAUGAAUAAUAACCAAGUACCGGUAAUUGAUUUGAAAGUGAAAGUUCCUGGAUAGACCACCAGGAUGCGCCACGGUACCCGAGAUCAUCAUUCCGCCGAGGACCCUCCCAUUGGUGGCAAGUUUUGUUACUGCAAUAAUCUGAUUGGAUGGGGGAGACAGUUAUUGUAUGUCUGACUGGCUAGACGGCUUGAUUUACCAGCUGACGGGGGGGAAGUUGGCGUGGAUCACUGACAUUAAACCAAACGAUUAUUUGAUCAUCCUGCGUCGCAGUGUGUAAAAUCAUAAUUUGAAGACUUGGGAUCUCACAAUGAAGAAAACGUAUGCAGCAUGGUGCUGCUUCAAGGAAUCCAGUCCCUGCGGUGUGUCAUGAGUGUACUUUGGCCCUUUAAAAAAAAGACAGAUGAUGCUCAGUAACCAAGCCAGACGCCAAUGAAAGAUAACCGUCUGCUGCCAUGACGACCAGUCGAUGCACUCUGUUGCCGGAGGUGCUGCCAGAGUGUUCAGACUCUACCCACACAGGGAGUUGCUUGAGCGACAAGGACUUUGAUCCAAUGGGUAGCCUGGACUACCCGACAGAGCCUGACCUCCCAGGAAAAGCAAUGGAAGAGCAGAGCAGUCCGGCCAAUGGAGAGCCGCAGUACUACAUGCAAGUGUCUGCCAAGGAUGGGCAGCUGCUGUCACCUAUCGUGGGAGCGUACGCCAAACAGAGCCCUCUGCCUGAGCGGCCCAUGUGUCGGAUCUGUCAUGACGGAGGGGGUCAGGAGGAGCUGCUCUCCCCCUGUGAGUGUGCAGGGACCCUGGGUACCAUCCACCGGAGCUGCCUGGAGCACUGGCUCUCUGCCUCUGGCACCAGCGCCUGUGAGCUCUGCCACUACCAGUUCACUGUACAGAGGAAGAACCGGCCACUGAUGGAGUGGGUGCGUAACCCGGGCCUGCGCCAGGAAAAAAGGACGCUGUUCGGCGAUAUGGUGUGCUUCCUGCUCAUCACGCCUCUGGCCACAAUCUCCGGGUGGCUGUGUCUGCGGGGGGCCGUGGACCACCUGCACUUUUCCAGCCGCCUGGAGGCCGUGGGCCUCAUCGCCCUCACCGUGGCCCUCUUCACCAUCUACCUCUUCUGGACCCUGGUGUCGCUCAGGUAUCACUGUCGGCUGUACAACGAAUGGCGGCAGACCAAUCAGAGGGUGGUGCUUCUCCUCCCCAGGUCACAUGGUGAACCGUCUGCUCCGCCCUCUUCACGAGGCCCAUCUCGUGAAAAAUGGCCAUCCAAAGAGACUAUUGUCUGAGCAGCCCUUUCUUCAAAAGCCAUGAAGGAGAAACACUGAGGAAGAAUGGGGAUAGUUCCAUAGGCGCCAGAACAGUAUUUGCUUCUGGUGCCCUCCAGUGCUGAACUUUGAAGUGCCACCAAAUGUCAUUAAUGGGCCCCUAAGGAAUGGUUUAAACACACAUUUACUAAGGCGGUAGAGUUACUGUACAACAGAGACCUUCUCUUCGGUGCAGCAUCCAUUUUGGACUCAAAAUACAGCAUUACAUCCCACCACUGCCACCAAUAUGUCAUACAGGGAUGGACAGGUACAUUUGGUGAUAUAGAAGUGGUGGAGUGCAUAGUUGGUCAUAAAGCAUUUGGACUGAAGGACAGCCAGGAAAAGUUUGCCACUGUGACCAUAUGCUGUGAUUGGUGAUUCCUGUGAAGUGCAGAAAACAUUGUCUGGUUCAUAUAACAUACCAACAUAAACCUGUGUAUAGCAUUACUAUAUUAGUCACAUUCUACCAAUCAACAAAUCAAAGCCCAGAGUGUAAAUAAGUACUUCAACUUCUUCAGUAUUUUACAUAGUAUUAAACUCUUACCUUUACAUGUAUGGGUCUCUGUGCCUCAAACCAAGGUCAUGUUCAUUAUGCAACAGAGAACUUAAUGAAACAGUGGGGGACUACUCAUUUUUUCAUUCCGUUUCAAAAGUAUUUAAAACGUUUCACUACGGUGUGCCCUGCUGAACACGAUCCAACUUAAGACAGGCUUUGUGGAGUGUUAAACAGGACAUAGGUUGAUGUAGGUCUAUACUAGCUGCUCAGUCUUUAACAGUCCUCCCCUUAGAUAAGAACACCAUUAACAGUUGAAGUACAUUGAGGUUGACCUUAAAAGGGACAUUUUGAAUUAAUUUAUAUUUUGGCUACAAAGUAGUUUUGUGUGAAAAAUACAAUAUUGGUCUCAGUUGAGAACUGGUUGACUGUAGUAUAUGUUAGUGUUAGUCAUUCACUUCACUUACAAAUAGCUGUGUUUGUUAGACAUCCCAUCUUUGACUCAUGACUGGUCAUAUGUCAUUGUGUUAAUGAUUUUUUGUUCAAGGAUUUUGUAGUCGCUGCCUUGUAAAGUAUUUUGUGAUAGUUCUCUUCCUAGAAAUGGUUGUAUAGCCUAGCCAAGACUAUUCAGGUUGAUUAGAAGGGCCAAAAACACUUACAUUUUCUGUCUAGAGAACUUCUUGUUAUACCAGAUGCAUUAAACUAUCACAUUUUUUUAUUUUUAUUAUUAUCAUUGAGUACAUGGUGCCCUUAUUUAACUCUUCAGCAUCUUCAUUUGAUUAAAUUUCAGGCUUCACUUUGAGCUUGUUGGUGAAGUGGAAUAAACUUCCGUUAUGUUUGUGUGUCGGGGUGGCAGUUUGAUCAAAUGUAUUCUCUCUACAGUUAUUUUAUCAGCUGUUUCCAAUAAAAAUAUGAACUUAAAAGGAC
Molecule: messenger RNA, 3014 nt
Organism: Oncorhynchus kisutch (coho salmon)
Lineage: Eukaryota; Metazoa; Chordata; Actinopteri; Salmoniformes; Salmonidae
Gene: marchf3
Product: E3 ubiquitin-protein ligase MARCH3
Exons: 6
Coding region: 746-1576 (276 amino acids)
Biological process (GO): protein ubiquitination
Molecular function (GO): zinc ion binding; ubiquitin-protein transferase activity
Source: RefSeq, a predicted model, not a curated record